UCUACUCUUUCUCUCUCUCUCUCUGUCUCUCCAUGGCAAAAUCCUCAGCAAUCAAGGUUCUUGAGCAUUGUUAUGUUUCUCCCCCACCAAAUUCAGUUCCGCCAACAUCACUCCCUCUAACCUUCUUUGACAUCCCAUGGCUUUUCUUCACUCCAAGCCAACCUUUGUUCUUCUAUGAAUAUCCCCACCCCACUUCUCACUUCAUAUCCACCACCGUCCCCAACCUCAAGCACUCCCUCUCCUUAACCCUCCAACAUUGCUACCCUUUAGCCGGAAACCUCAAUUCCCCGCCCCAACCUGGCAAGCCGCAGCUCGUUUACACCGACGGCGACAAGGUUAGGCUGACACUCGCAGAGUCGGGUGGAGAUUUCAACCGUCUUUCAGGCAAUCGUCCACGAAAUGUCAAUGAAUUCUACCAGCUUGUGCCGGAGUUGCCAACGAAUGUGUCAUGUGAAGAACAAUUGCUUCCUCUGCUUGCUAUUCAAAUUACUGUUUUCCCAAACCAUGGCAUUUGUAUUGGGCUGGCUUACCACCAUGUUGCAGCCGAUGGAAGAACGUUCAAUAAUUUCAUGAAGACUUGGGCUUCGUUUUGCAGCCAUGGAGACUCAUUCUCCAUUAAAUCUUUGCCUUCUUUCGACAGGAAGGUGAUUGUGGAUUCACAUGAGCUCGAGGGAAUUUUCUUGAAGGAGUGGUGGAAGCGAAAAUCUUCAGAAGAUAUUGUUGCAGGCAAUGGAGCAGCCAAUAAAGCAAGUUUGUCCGACAUGGUUAGAGCCACCUUUGUGGUCGGCUCCACUGACAUGGAAAGGAUAAAAAAAUGGAUUAUUGCUGAAUGCAAGAAGGACAAUGUGCCUCUUCCCAUACAUUUAUCUGCAUACGUACUGACAUGUGCAUUUAUUUGGGUUUGUUUGAUUAAGACCCAAGAGAGAAAGAUUGAGAAAUGUUAUGAUCAGGAUCCGAAUUACUUGGGGUUCAUUGCUGGCGGAAUUACCCGUCUGGACUUUCCGGUGCCGGCGUCAUAUUUUGGUAACUGUGUUGGGUUUGGCCGGGCAAAGGCAAUGAGGAAGGAAUUGAUGGGAGAAGAUGGGGUUGUUGUAGCUGCAAAAGCCAUUGGAAGCACUGUGAAGAGGUUGGACAAGGCAAUCUUUGAGGGGGCAGAGAAAUGGAUUUCGGAUUGGGUGGUGUUGUUUGGGUCGGAGCUCCAUGUUAUGGUUGCUGGGUCACCUAAAUUGGAUCUUUAUGAAACGGAUUUUGGGUGGGGAAGAGCCAAGAAGAUAGAGGAGAUUUCAAUUGAUUGCAUGAGAGCCAUUUCACUCACUGAGAGUAGGGAUGUGGAGGGUGGCAUUGAGGUCGGCCUAGCCCUACCUAAAACUAAAAUGGAUGCUUUUUCCUCUCUUUUCAACGGUGGCCUCAAGGCUCUUCUAUGAUCUAUUCUAGUUAUGGACUUCUUUUAAGAUUCACAAUAUUCUAUUUCCAAUUUGUAUGGUUGUUCUAAUUGGUUCA
This is a messenger RNA of Corylus avellana, 1500 nucleotides long. Its product is annotated as anthocyanidin 3-O-glucoside 6''-O-acyltransferase-like. The record is from RefSeq and is a predicted model, not a curated record. Lineage: Eukaryota; Viridiplantae; Streptophyta; Magnoliopsida; Fagales; Betulaceae.